ACCAUUGUUCUCUUCCAUCGAUUUCUCCUUUCGCAACCCUCAGAAAACAUCGCCUCCCCUUUAUAACCAUUUCUUUUCUUUCCUAUACAAAUCACUUUCAUUUUUUCAAGCAACAACAACAAUGGCUCAAGUUGUUGCUACCAAAUUGCUUCACAAUGCAUUCAUUGGCAAUGGAUCUCUCAACAACAAGCAGACUGAGAAGAUCAAGCCACGUGGCAUAGGCCGUAUUACCCCCUCCCACCCCCGUCUUCUUAGCGUCACUGCAAGGAGAGCUUCUGUCACUGAAGUUGUUCCCUUUACUCCUGAAGAUAUCCCUAAGAUAGGAGAGCAGGGUUAUCUUUCAGAGGAAGUUCUACGAAAAGGCGAUAGUUCAGCCGGUGUGUGGUCCAAGCCCGUAGUUAAGCGCAAGACAAAAAUCGUUUGUACAAUCGGUCCAUCUACCGACACUAAGGAAAUGAUAUGGAAGCUAGCUGAGGCUGGGAUGAAUGUUGCAAGAUUGAACAUGUCCCAUGGAGAUCACGCUUCCCAUCAAAAAGUCAUCGAUCUUGUUAAAGAAUAUAAUGCUCAAUCUAAGGAUAACGUCAUUGCAAUCAUGCUUGACACAAAGGGGCCCGAGGUCAGGAGUGGGGAUUUGCCUCAACCAGUAAACUUAGCAAGUGGCCAAGAAUUCACUUUUACGAUAAAACGAGGUGUCGGCACUGCAGACUGUGUUAGUGUCAACUAUGAUGAUUUUGUGAACGAUGUGGAAGCAGGUGACAUGCUUCUGGUUGAUGGUGGUAUGAUGUCACUAUUGGUGAAAUCCAAGACAGAAGAUUCAGUAAAAUGUGAAGUUGUGGAUGGCGGAGAGCUCAAGUCUAGACGGCAUCUAAAUGUUAGAGGAAAAAGCGCAACUUUACCAUCUAUCACCGAAAAGGACUGGGAUGAUAUCAAAUUUGGUGUGGACAAUCAAGUUGAUUUUUAUGCAGUUUCUUUUGUUAAGGAUGCAGAAGUUAUCCAUGAGCUUAAGAAUUAUCUAAAAAGCUGUGGUGCGGAUAUUCAAGUUAUCCCAAAAAUUGAAAGUGCAGACUCCAUACCAAAUUUGCAUUCAAUUAUCACGGCUUCUGACGGGGCAAUGGUUGCAAGAGGGGACCUUGGUGCAGAGCUGCCUAUUGAAGAGGUUCCAUUGCUGCAGGAAGAGAUAAUCAGGACAUGCCGUAGCAUGGGAAAAGCUGUUAUUGUUGCAACAAACAUGCUUGAAAGCAUGAUUGUUCAUCCGACACCUACGCGGGCAGAGGUAUCCGACAUUGCUAUUGCUGUUAGAGAGGGUGCUGAUGCAGUCAUGCUUUCUGGAGAAACUGCUCAUGGAAAGUUUCCACUAAAAGCUGUUAACGUCAUGCACACAGUGUCGUUAAGAACUGAAUCAAGCAUAAUGAGUGGUGGCACAGUAUCUAGUCUUAAUCAAGCCUUUAAGAAUCAUGUGAGUGAAAUGUUUGCCUACCAUGCGACAUCAAUGUCCAACACUCUUGGAACUUCAAUUGUGGUAUUCACAAGAACGAGUAACAUGGCUGUCCUACUGAGCCAUUAUCGGCCUAAUGGCACUAUAUUUGCCUUCACAGACGAUAAAAGGGUACAACAGAAAUUGGCUUUGUAUCAAGGAGUAUGCCCCAUUUACAUGGAAUUCGCAGACGACGCUGAAGAAACCUUUGCAAAUGCUCUUCAAGUGUUGAAGAAUCAAGGGAUGAUGAAGGAAGGUGAGCAUGUAGCUCUUCUUCAGAGUGGCAGACAACCCAUCUGGCGGUUCCAAUCCACCCAUAAUAUUCAGGUCAGAAAGGUGUAGCCGCCCGCCACAAAAGGAGAUUAAAGACUUAUGCUAAGUUCAUUUUUGCAUCAUCCCGUUAACAUCUGUUUCAUUUCUCUUCGUCUCUGUUUUCUAAUCCUGUUUUUAUGCUUCUGCAAUCCAUUUCUAAUGUAAGUUGCAAUUCAGUUUUUGUAUUUGUAGCCACUAUAUUUUAUUUUAUUAUUUAUGUAUCAGAUUGAGUAUUUUAAAUCGAAACUAGCCACAUCAUAACAAAUACUAUAAUUGUUUUAUUGAUUUGCACUAGGUAUAACUGUUACAUAAACAAAAUCAUCUGAUCAUAUCUCGACGAUAUGAAGUUAUUCCACCACACAAACAUAAUAAAGUAUACAAAGGCUAUCACUUUAGGACUAGUUUAUACUGCCUUUGAUGGCGUCACUGUAUCCACUCUGUUUAUCAUAGAACCUGUCCCACAGCAUGACUCCACCGUACUUGGGAGAACUCUUGAUUGAAGGAAGAAUCUGAGAGGUAAGAAUAUCUGGUGGAAUAUAUCCUCCGCUUGGGGCAGCUCCCGAAGCUGCUGCUGGUAACCCCAAGAAAAUCGUAUUUGUGGUCACCUGAGUCCACUCGUUCCAUCUCGCUAAUAAAGCAUCAGCAUUCGCCCCAUACUGGCAUUGUUCAUUGUUGUAAAACUGCACCCACACGUAAUCAAACAGCCCUUCCCUAAUCGCCGGGAGCAGUUGGUUCCGCACGUCGCCACUAGGGCUAGGGAAAGGGCACUGUGGGGCUGCAGAUAAGUACACUUUUUUCUGUGAGCUGUACGCAGCGAGUGCCCUAGCCAGGUCAGACCAGAACUGGUCUGUCCCUUGCUCGAUA
Messenger RNA from Helianthus annuus (common sunflower), 2650 nucleotides. RefSeq names its product plastidial pyruvate kinase 2. The coding region runs from base 122 to 1816 and encodes 564 amino acids. NCBI's taxonomy places the organism in Eukaryota, Viridiplantae, Streptophyta, Magnoliopsida, Asterales, Asteraceae. Gene Ontology annotation, molecular function: potassium ion binding; pyruvate kinase activity; magnesium ion binding. Gene Ontology annotation, cellular component: cytoplasm; chloroplast stroma. The transcript has 12 exons. Gene Ontology annotation, biological process: glycolytic process. The record is from RefSeq and is a predicted model, not a curated record.